AGCACAUGGCAGCCUGCCUGCUGCGACCGUGCGGUUCGAGAGCCCCUUCUUUUUCCAGAAAGAGAAAUUGAAACAAAUCUGGUGUGGGCGGUGGGCAGCAAAGUCAAAACUCCGCGCGAUCAUUUCAGAUUUCACCCGUACGCUUUCUUUCUUUCUCUCUCCCCCGCACACCACCACCAACCACCAGCGCGCGCUCCUUCCUCCCUCCCUCUACGCCGUACGGCGUACGCGCGCCGUCGUGAGGCCGCGGAACGUACCGUACCGUCCAUACAUAUACAGCCAGCCAGAGCCAGAGCCAGGCUUGCCUUCCUUCCACGCCGCGGCCGGCGAGUGCAGCGCAGAUUGCCCGUCCCCGGCCCGCCCGUCCCCAUCGCCCAUCGCCGCCGCUCCGCUCAUUCCCUAGGCGCACGCCACUCUUCUGCCGGCCCCCCGGCUCCAGGAUUUCCGACCCACUCUGGUUGUCCAGAAGCAUCGGCGACCCGCUCCCGCUCCUGCUCCGUAUAAACAAAUCGACGCCGCACCCUCCUCCUUCCUCCCCCAUUGCCUGAUCCCACUACCUGCCGCCGACUGGGAGGGCCUGUGCGGGUGCGGCAGCGCGUUUCUCGCCUCCAACCGCCGGAAGGAGCGGUCAGGAGGCGGCAUGAGGGACGACGGGCCCGCGGCGGCGCUGGUGCCGCGCCUGGCCGUCUCCAGCGCCAGCCGCGUCCAGGAGCUCGAGCGCUUCUCCCAUUACGUCGCCAGGCAAAUCGGGUUCGACCACGCCAGCGAGUGCCCCCACCUGUGCACGCUGGCCUACGACUACCUGCGCAAGAACAAGGGCUACGAGGACAACAUAUUCGCCUUCUUCCACAACACCCCCGACCCCGGGCCCCUCAUCGUCCGCUUCAUCGAGGAGCUCGACAAGUGCAUUCUCGGCUACUUCUCCUUCCACUGGAAAUGCUCCACCUACAUGAUCACCCAGGUUCUGACGGUGGAAGGCGCGCCCAAAAGGAAGCUCCGGAACAUGGUAUUGGAGGCCACUAGGAGUCAGAGAUUCGAAAGGGUCACAAGAAACUUGAAGGUAACUAGGCUAUUCUCCACACUGGUGGAAGAGCUCAAGGCCAUAGGACUUUCUCCCCAAGGCCCGGCACAGUGCAGCGAUGUGAUGGUCCCAGUAGCACAUUGUGAUCGCAGCCCAGUCCUACUCCUGAUGGGUGGUGGAAUGGGAGCUGGCAAGAGCACUGUACUUAAAGAUAUACUAAAGGAAUCAUUUUGGUCUGGGGCAGCAGCAAAUGCAGUGGUGGUGGAGGCAGAUGCAUUCAAGGAAACAGAUGUUAUAUAUCGAGCCAUCAGCUCAAGAGGCCAUCACAACGACAUGUUGCAGACGGCAGAGCUGGUGCACCAGUCAUCGAUGGACGCGGCCUCAUCGCUCCUGGUGACCGCCCUGAACGAAGGGAGGGAUGUGAUCAUGGAUGGCACACUGUCGUGGGAGCCAUUCUUCCAGCAAACGGUAGCCAUGGCAAGGGCAGUGCACCGGCAGCGAUACCGCAUGGGCGUCGGCUACAAGGUCACUGAAGACGGGUCAAUCACGGAGGAUUACUGGGAGCCUGUUGAGGCUCGCAGUGCCGACGAAGAGAGCGAGAUGAGGCCGAGGAAGCCUUACCGCAUCGAGCUCGUCGGUGUCGUCUGUGAUGCUUACCUCGCAGUUGUGAGAGGGAUCAGGAGAGCGGUGAUCACGGGGAGAGCAGUGAGGGUCAAGUCCCAGCUGCAGUCGCACAAGCGAUUUGCCACUGCGUUCCGCGGAUACUGUGGCGUCGUCGACAAUGCGAGGCUCUACAGCACCAACUCCAUGGGUGCCCCAAAGCUGAUAGGGUGGAAGGACGGCGAGAGCAACCUGCUGGUGGAUCCGGAGGAGAUCGGGUGCCUGGAGCGGGUGAGCGGCCUGAACGACGAGGCCAACUGCGUGGACGAGCUCUACCCGGACGGGCAGCCGUCGCCGUCGGCGUGGCAGGACCUCGUCGCGUCGCCGUCGAGGGCGUCCGUGCAGCGCGAGCUCAGGGCCGCCGUCCAGGCGAGCGAGGCGCGCUUCAGGGCCGCGUCGCUGGCCGACGGCGCCCUCCGCGGCGGCGACGCGCCGGUACAAACUUUUUGAGUCCGGUGCGUGCGUUUCAUCCGUCAUGAGGGUGUUUUCUUUCUCCUUUCUUCUUCUUCUUCUUCUUCCUCUUGACACUGUCAGGCUGGGGUGUGGUGUUGGGUUGAUGUGGCUGGUUGACUGGUGUUAAAUGAGGCUGGUUGUAAUGAGAAGUAUCAUAUACUAGUAUCAUGCAUAUGAUACUAGUGUGUGAUACUACCUCCAUAAUGCAUAGUAUUAUAAGUUAGUACUACCUCUGUUUCAGUUUACAA
Messenger RNA from Triticum dicoccoides, 2382 nucleotides. RefSeq lists its product as uncharacterized. Gene Ontology annotation, molecular function: kinase activity; ATP binding. NCBI's taxonomy places the organism in Eukaryota, Viridiplantae, Streptophyta, Magnoliopsida, Poales, Poaceae. The transcript has 8 exons. The coding region runs from base 641 to 2131 and encodes 496 amino acids. The record is from RefSeq and is a predicted model, not a curated record.